AUGCCAAGGCGGCAUCGAGAAGUUGUGCCAUGUUGGUGUGUGACUUUGUCCUUGCUGCUUGCUGUGCAUCUGCGUGGGGUAACGGAGAAGGGCUGGGUGUCUUCCGGUUGGCGACAGCAGUCUCUGGGCGUGGCAGCGCGCAUGUCUGCGAAGCGCCCCCAGAUCAUAGGCAAGGCAACCGGUUCGUCGGAAUCCAACGUCUAUGACAUUGUGGUUGUCGGGAGUGGUAUUGCCGGGUUGUCCGCUGCAGCGAUGCUUGCCAUGUAUGGCUACCGAGUCCUCAUUUGCGAGGCUCACGAACACCCUGGCGGUGCUGCCCACGGAUUCACUCGCAAGGUCAAAGGCGUCGGAACCUUUCGCUUCGACAGCGGGCCAUCCCUCUUCUCUGGUAUGAGCGCGCCCUCUGCAAAUCCGUUGCGGCAGGUUCUUGACUCCGUUGGUGAGACCCCCGAAUGGCUGCCCUACGAUCGCUGGAAGAUGUACCUGCCCGGUGACAAGCUCUUCGAUGUAGGUUCUGGUGAUGCCACCGCGUUUGGCCGAGAGCUCGCCCGCGCAAGUGGCAACGCCGCUGAGGCAGAGAUAUGGGACAGACUCCGCGCAGCCAACAAACCGCUCGGGGAGUUGAUUGCGGCCGUGCCGCCCAUCGCCCUGAGGGCGGACCUUGGAGCGGCGCAGACCCUGCUGCCGUACUUUGGGAGGAUGGAUCCUCUGUCUGGGCUAGCUAUGGUGAUGUCAGGCAUCAGCCCUUCAGCUCCAUUUUCGGAUGUACUGAAGGCAGGGCAGGUGCCCGAUUCUUCCUUGACCGGAUGGUUCUUCGACUUCUUGGCAUUCGCAUUGCAGGGCCUCCCUGCAAGUGCAACUCAAGCCGCAGGUGUCUCCUUCAUGAUGCGGGAGUUCUUUGCACCGGGAGCAGUCAUGGACUACCCUAAGGGAGGCUCCGGUGCACUGGUGGAUGCGCUGCUGCGUGCUGUUGAGAAGCGUGGUGGGGAGCUGAGGCUCCGGACGCGUGUUGAGAGGCUCACCGUCGACAAGACAGGUCGUUGCACUGGUGUCGAACUGAAAGGCGGUGAAGGUCUAGAAGCGCGUGUGGCCGUGCUGUGCAAUGCAGAUGUUUGGAACACUUCGUCGAAGCUGCUGCCGGAGGAAUGGCGCCCCAAGGUGAGAGGUUCGUCCCUGGACGUGGAGGGCGUGCCGAUGUGUCCGAGUUUCAUGCACCUGCACCUGGGCUUCCGAACUGAAGGAUUGGAUUUGGCAGCCAUGGGCGUCCACCACAUUACCGCUGCAGACCUGCAAGCACCGGUUGAUGCUACAGACAAUCUGGUUUUCAUCUCCAUUCCCAGUGCCAUCGACGACACCGCCGCGCCUAAGGGGUACGCUUGCCUACACGCCUACCUGCCAGCGACGGAGCCUUACGAUGCAUGGGCCGGGAUGGACCGGCGCUCAGAAGAGUACAAGCGCAAGAAAGAGGAGCGCGCCGCGCCACUCUGGAAAGCCGUCGAGCGUGUGAUCCCUGACAUACAGAGCCGACUUGUUGUCAGGAUGGUCGGCACGCCCUUGACACAUGAGCGGUUUCUGAACAGGCACAGAGGCACCUACGGCCCGGCUUACCGAGCUGGGAUUCAGAGCUACCCGUCGCCGCAGACACCUCUGGAAGGGCUUUGGUGCAUAGGCGAGGGAUCUUUCCCAGGGAUCGGGGUCCCUGCUGUUGCGGGGAAUGCUGCUGGAGUCGCCAACACCAUCGCACCCCUCGAGAUGCAUCAGAGGCUGCUCGACCGGUUGAGGAAGGCCGAGCUGCUCGUACCUGACCGCGAUUGGAAGUAG
This is a messenger RNA of Symbiodinium sp. CCMP2456, 1821 nucleotides long. NCBI's taxonomy places the organism in Eukaryota, Dinophyceae, Suessiales, Symbiodiniaceae. The record is from the annotation of a GenBank genome assembly.